AUGGUAGCUACACCGGCUGGAGGCUUAGUAGCCACCAAUAGCGAACGACUGCCAGUCAAAGGAAGAAUCAUAAACAUACUAGAAGGCCUGGAGAUGUAUACCAGGGUUUUGUAUCCCAGGGUUUUCUCCGAGAGUGACGAAAGAAGCAUUCUCGACUGUAUCUUCGAUUUGAGUGAUAGAGGCCGAGCAGGCCUUCCCAUGGAAAGAACAUACUCUGAGCCGAAGAAAUGGAUGAGAGGAAAAGGGAGAAUCACCAUUGAGUGCGGCUGUUGUUAUAAUUUCACAAACGACAGACAAGGAAAUCCACCAGGGAUCCUUAGAUAUGACCAAGUAGAUCCACUACCUUCUAUAAUAAAGUUGAUGAUCAAGGGAAUUGUCAGAUGGAGCAUACUGCCAGCUACCUGCAUCCCAAAUAGCUUCAUCAUCAACAUAUAUGACAAGGGAGACUGCAUACGUCCUCACGUUGAUCAUCAUGAUUUUGUAAGACCCUUCAACACGGUCUCAUAUUUUAGCAAGAGCAAUAUAUUAUUUGGGAAAAAGAUUGGCAUUGUCGGCCCUGGCGAGUUUAGAGGAACUGUAAAGAUUCCGUUGCAAGUUGGUUCAGUUUUGGUCUUGAAAGGAAAUGGGGCAAAUGUUGCUAAGCACUGCAUUCCAGGGGUAAGACACCAUAGGGUGUUCGUGACCUUCCAUAGGAUGGAUAACAGCAAAAUACCAUAUGGGUUUCAGCCAGACCCAAAACUGGAAGAGCUACUGUCGUACAAGCUAUGA
Phalaenopsis equestris is the source of this 768-nucleotide messenger RNA. Its product is annotated as RNA demethylase ALKBH5-like. NCBI's taxonomy places the organism in Eukaryota, Viridiplantae, Streptophyta, Magnoliopsida, Asparagales, Orchidaceae. Bases 1 to 768 code for a protein of 255 amino acids. Gene Ontology annotation, biological process: mRNA catabolic process. The record is from RefSeq and is a predicted model, not a curated record. Gene Ontology annotation, molecular function: mRNA binding; demethylase activity. The transcript has 2 exons.